AUGUCCUUCUCUUUCAAACGAUCAAAUUCACUACAUUCCCAACAUUCUCGGAACAACCUUGCUUUUGUUCCAACUGCAUCAUCAAAACACUAUCUUUCUCUCUCACCUAAAAUACAUUUGUGGAAUAGCUCGAUUGAUCAUCAAACCAUUGAUGUUUUCAAUUUAUUUUCUUUACAAAAUGUUCUGACAGAUACAAAUCUUGUUCAUAAAACACUUUCCGAAUUAAAAGUUGGAAAGAAAAUCAAGUGUCUUCGAUUGGGAAAUUAUGAUAUUACUCAACUGAAAAAUUCAGGAGAGAACAUUUCACCAACAAGACAAAUUCCACCUCCAAUGACUUCAAAUUCUAAUAUAAUGUCGAGUCAUUCUAUUAAUUCAAUUCAACAAGGUCAAAAUUCAACGACCACUUCUUUGGAUUUAUCAUCAAAAUUUGCAAAUUUUCUAAAAAAGAAGAAAUUUAAAGAAUAUUAUUGGAUUUUAAAUGAUAAUGAGAAUGUGAUAGAGAUUAAAGAUUCGAAAAGGAAGAAAUUGAAACAUUCCAUUUUCAUUGCGGAUAUUUUACGAAUUGAACAUCCAGCACUCUUUUCAUCAGCUUAUUCAUCUUCCGAUCAUGAUAACUCUGAUUUUACCAUGACCAUCAUCUUUUCCUCUGGUAAAUUGAGAAGUAAGAGUGUUGCCUUCAUUCAUGAGAGGAUUGAUUUGGUAAUUGGAACACAAACCGAUUUCUAUGUCUUUUUAGCAUUGAUUAACUAUUUAAUGUGUCGAGCCGAUAUGAAAUCAUUGAAAGAUCCAACAAGUUUACAAAUUUUGAAAUGUUGGAUUGGAACAGAGGUUGAUGGUGAUGGUAAUUUGGAUAUUAAGGAAUUGGCCAAGUUAUUGAACAGGAUUAAUUUGGAAUUUCCUGUUAAAACUUUGAGACAAAUUUACAAACAAGCAGAUACUGAUGGAACUGGUUAUUUAGAAUAUGAUGAAUUUAGAGAAUUGUACUAUUCACUGAUUAGAAAUGAAGAAAUCGAGGAAUAUAUUUAUAGGAAUUAUGCCAACAAUCAACAAUUAAUAUUCAAGGAGGAUUUUAUAGAGUUUUUACAAGAUCAAUUAAAUGGAACUAUUCUAGUUGCACCAGAAUGGGUCGAUACCAUAUUCAACAGAUAUAAUGCCAAAACAUUGGACAAUAAUAUUGGACUCUCGUGUCAUGAUUUUACUCGUUUUCUACUUUCAGCACAUGAUAACAAUAUCAUUGAUGAAAGUUUCAAAGUUUUGCAUUCCAAUGAUAUGAAUCAACCAUUGACUCAAUAUUGGAUUUCUUCUUCUCAUAAUACCUAUUUGACAGGUCUUCAAUGGAAGGGUGAGAGCUCUGUCGAACAGUACAGAGAUGUCUUGCUGACUGGAUGCAGAUGUGUUGAAUUGGAUUGUUGGGAUGGUCCAGUGGAGCCAAUUAUCUAUCAUGGAAGAACACUCACUUCCAAGAUUUUAUUCAGAGAUGUCAUUAUCAUGAUUAAUCAGUAUGCAUUUGUUGCUUCAGAGUAUCCACUCAUUCUCUCAUUAGAGGUUCACUGUAGUGAACCACAGCAGGAAAUGAUGGCCAAAAUUAUGAGUGACAUAUUCGGAGGUACCUUGUUGAAAUCAUUCUUUGGACCUCAACAAACUGAAUUGGAUAAAUUACCUAGCCCAAACGAUUUGAAAUACAAGAUUAUUCUGAAAGGAAAGAAACAUUCGAAUACAAACGAACCAGAAGAGGUCGGUGGUGAGGAUUCAGAUGAUGAACAGGAAGAUGAUAGUCUGAGUGUUACAUUUGAUGAAAUGAUUACUACUUCUGGACCACCUAAAUCUCCUCGAAUGCCUUCAAUCAUUUCCGAUAAGAAUGUCAAGGAUUUGAAAAAGAAAAUUCCACCUAAGGAUGUGAAACGAAAAGUUGCACAAGGACUUUCAGAUAUCAUUGCUUGGUGUGGUAUUUCAUUCAAAGGAAAAUUGAGCUUCCAAUGUUGGCACAUGCACAGUUUUGCAGAGGAUAAAUUUAGCAAAGUUGUGAGGAAGGAUUUUGCUGGAUUAGUGGAAUAUAACAAGAAUCAAUCAUCUAGAAUUUAUCCAAAAGCCAUGAGAGUUGACUCGAGCAAUUAUUGUCCUAAUUUGGCUUGGGUUACAGGAUGUCAAAUGGCAGCUCUCAAUUUCCAAACUCGUGACGAACAUAUGAGAUUUAAUGAAGUGAAAUUUUUAGAGAAUGGCAAAUGUGGAUACAUUUUGAAACCAGACUUUUUAAGACUUGCACAUGUUCCAUAUCCAUCUGAGGAAACUCACAAACCUACCUAUUUCACACUUGCUGCCAUUUGUGCACAAAAUUUACCAAAACCUUCGACAUAUAUUUCAUCGACAUCAUCCAAUUUACCAAAAGAAGUUUCAAAUCCAUUUGUCAAGAUUCAAAUACUAGGUAUCUCUAAAGAUUUAUACGAAGAAAAGAGUGAAACAGUAAUAGGAAAUGGACUCAUGCCAGCAUUCAACAAGGUCUUCCACUUUACUGUUCUCUGUCCAGAAGUGGCCUUCCUGAAAGUUUCCAUCUAUGACAAUAGAAAAUCAGAAGUGAAAUGCAUUUGUGAAAAUUAUUUACCAGUCAAACAUUUACGUCAAGGAUUCAGAGCCAUCCAAAUGUUGGAUCUUCACGCCAAACCAAUUGAAGGUUGUACAUUAUUAUGUGAAUUGAGAAUGGAUGAAAAACAUCAUCCAAUGAUGGUUGUACCAUCCUCAUCUAUGGAAUAUUUAGGAAAUGAUGCUUUGAGACUUCCAUCCAUGUCUCAAACUUUACAAAGUUCAAACACAAAUAGUCCAAUCAAUCUAUUUGCUCAAUUAAUGAAUAAUCAAGAAAGAAACGAAAGAACUUCCCAAGGAAGUAGUCAAUCAGGAGACAUGACACCAAUUACCUUGGAGAUUAGUGAACCUUUAGAAGAGGAUGCCAACUCACCAGUUCCUUCCUCCUUUACCAUUGCAAAGAGAUUAUCUGAUUGUGAUUUGGAAAGUUUGAAUAAAUAACUUUUUUCCAUAA
This is a messenger RNA of Naegleria gruberi, 3031 nucleotides long. RefSeq names its product phosphoinositide-specific phospholipase C. NCBI's taxonomy places the organism in Eukaryota, Heterolobosea, Eutetramitea, Acrasida, Naegleriidae. Gene Ontology annotation, molecular function: phosphatidylinositol-4,5-bisphosphate phospholipase C activity; calcium ion binding. Gene Ontology annotation, biological process: phosphatidylinositol-mediated signaling; lipid metabolic process. The record is from RefSeq and is a predicted model, not a curated record. Bases 1 to 3018 code for a protein of 1005 amino acids. The transcript is spliced from 3 exons.